AUGGUCGCCAUCCCUCGAGUGGCCGCAGCUCGUUCGCUGGCCCGACAGCUGGCCAGAUACAACCUGCGAGUCACUGGCAUUGCUUCGGCGCCCCUCCGCAUCGCCGUCGCUUCUACCCCCUUCGCCCGUUCACCUGCCUCAUCAUUCCGCAAUCUCAUCACCUCGACCCGCAGGAGCGCAGCAGCUGCCGCAGCGGUCAAGGCACCACCAGCACACGAUGCAGCUGCCCAGACCGCACACGACGGCGCCCACCAGGCCAUGGCCGAGCUCACCGAGGCCGAUCUGAGCCGUCUGGUUCGACAGCGCAACGUCGGUAUCUCGGCACACAUCGACAGUGGUAAGACGACAUUGACGGAGCGAGUGCUGUUCUACACGGGCAGGAUCAAGGACAUCCACGAGGUGAGAGGAAGGGACGCCGUCGGUGCCAAGAUGGACCACAUGGAGCUCGAGCGCGAGAAGGGUAUCACCAUUCAGAGUGCUGCCACCUACUGCAGCUGGAAGGCGACACCACCUACAGAAAAGGCGAGCGUCAGCGGCGAUGCCGCCAACGUCGACAGCAAGGAUCUCAUGGCGAAGAAGGAGGACUUCCACAUCAACAUCAUCGACACACCCGGCCACGUCGACUUUACCAUCGAGGUAGAGCGUGCGCUUCGCGUGCUUGACGGUGCCGUCCUCGUCCUCUGUGCUGUUUCAGGAGUGCAGUCGCAGACCAUCACCGUCGACAGGCAGAUGCGCCGCUACUCUGUGCCGCGUGUCAGCUUCAUCAACAAGAUGGACCGUGCCGGUGCCAACCCGUGGCGCGUCAUUGGUCAGAUCCGCAACAAGCUCAAGAUGCCCGCUGCCGCCGUCCAGGUCCCCAUCGGUGCCGAGGAUGAUUUCAACGGUGUCAUCGACCUCAUCCGAUGGAAGGCGGUCUACAACGAGGGUCACAAGGGUAUCGAGAUCCGCGAGACCGACGAGAUCCCUGCCGAAUAUCUGGAAUUGGCCAAAGAGAAACGCGCCGAGCUCAUCGAGCAGCUGGCAGAGGUCGACGACGAAAUGACCGAGAUCUUCAUCGAAGAGCGAGAACCUACGAUCGACGAGCUCGCUGCCGCCAUUCGUCGCUCCACGAUCCGAUGCCAGUUCUCGCCCGUUUUCCUCGGCUCGGCUAUCAAGAACAAGGGUGUUCAGGCCAUGCUCGACGGUCUCUGUGCCUACCUGCCCAACCCUGCUGAGGUGCCCGCGACCGCGAUGGACAUGAGCGCCUCUGCCACUAAGAAGGCUGCCGAAGAAGCCGCCCGGGCAGCGGGUGAGGACGAAGAGGCUGCGGCCGAAGCACGCAAGAACGCCGCGCCCCCUGUCCUACCACUCUCGCCCGCGUCCGAGGCCCCCCUCGUCGGCCUUGCGUUCAAGCUGGAAGAAGGCAAGUACGGACAGCUGACAUACAUGCGCGUCUACCAGGGUACGCUCAAGCGCGGCAACCUGAUCUUCAACGCUCGCACGGGCAAGAAGGUCAAAGUACCCCGACUUGUGCGGAUGCACUCGAACGACAUGGAGGAUGUCGAUGAGAUCGGAGCGGGCGAGAUCUGUGCCAUGUUUGGCGUCGAGUGUUCGUCGGGCGACACGUUUACGGAUGGAACGACGCAGCUGAGCAUGACGAGCAUGUUUGUGCCCGAGCCGGUCAUCUCGCUCGCCAUUACGCCGGAGGGCAAGGAGUCGCAGAACUUCUCGCGCGCGCUCAACCGGUUCCAGAAGGAGGACCCUACAUUCCGCGUCCACGUCGACAAGGAAUCGAACGAGACGAUUAUCUCGGGUAUGGGAGAGCUGCACCUCGAAAUCUACGUCGAGCGCAUGCGACGCGAGUACAACGUGCCAUGCACCACGGGCAAGCCGCGCGUCGCCUUCCGCGAGACCGUCGAGAAGAAGGCAACGUUUGCGUACACACACAAGAAGCAGACUGGCGGUGCGGGCCAGUUCGGUCGUGUAAUGGGCUACAUCGAGCCCAUGGAGGUCGACCCCGAGACAGGAGUCGACACGGCGUUCGAGAACCGCGUCGUCGGUGGCUCGAUCCCCAACGGCUACAUCGCUGCGUGUGAAAAGGGCUUCUACGACGCUCUCGAAAAGGGCGCUCUCUCUGGCCACGCCGUCACAGGCGUCCGCUUCGUGCUUGAGGACGGUGCAGCCCACAGCGUCGAUUCGUCCGAACUGGCGUUCCGUCUGGCUACCGCCGGAGCCUUCCGCGAAGCCUAUCAGAAGGCCAAUCCGGUGAUUCUCGAGCCCAAGAUGACGGUCGAAGUCGUUGCACCCAUCGAAUUCCAGGGCGCCGUCAUCGGCGCCCUCAACCAGCGCAAAGGCACUAUCUCGGACACCGAGGUGCGAGAGGACGAGUUUACCUUGACGGCAGAGGUGUCGCUCAACGACAUGUUUGGCUACAGCUCGCAGCUCCGCGGCCUCACCCAGGGCAAGGGCGAGUUCUCGAUGGAGUACAAGUGCCACACACCCGUCAUGAUGAACAUCCAAAAGGACAUGCAGGAGGCCUACCGCAAGAAGCAGACCGAGAAGAAGUGA
Sporisorium graminicola is the source of this 2547-nucleotide messenger RNA. RefSeq lists its product as uncharacterized. The transcript has a single exon. Gene Ontology annotation, cellular component: mitochondrion. The coding region runs from base 1 to 2547 and encodes 848 amino acids. The record is from RefSeq and is a predicted model, not a curated record. Gene Ontology annotation, biological process: mitochondrial translational elongation. Gene Ontology annotation, molecular function: translation elongation factor activity; GTP binding; GTPase activity. Lineage: Eukaryota; Fungi; Basidiomycota; Ustilaginomycetes; Ustilaginales; Ustilaginaceae.